This is a messenger RNA of Hemiscyllium ocellatum (epaulette shark), 4268 nucleotides long. RefSeq names its product zinc finger protein 850-like. NCBI's taxonomy places the organism in Eukaryota, Metazoa, Chordata, Chondrichthyes, Orectolobiformes, Hemiscylliidae. The coding region runs from base 1212 to 3698 and encodes 828 amino acids. The transcript has 6 exons. The record is from RefSeq and is a predicted model, not a curated record.
UACCAAAGCAUCCCCUCAUUGUCUGAAUGCGGAAGUUGGAUCAUGAGCUCCUGCUGCUCUCUCUCUCUGAAUGAAGAUUGAGUGUUACCCCAGACUGCACCACCCUCUGCUUUCACCGGAGGAUUUACCUGCAUAUCUUGAACUAAUUGCCUCAGCCAGCUUGACUCAUUGGGACUGGAAUUUUAUCCAUCUUUUGAGUGGAGAAGGAGGAUUGUCCCGCCUGCUUCCAGAGAUCUGACUGGUAAAGCACUGAGAUGCCGCUGUUCGAGGGUGGAGGGAGCUUUACCGGAGCGGAGAGUUAGCCAGCCGGCCACCCGCAGCAGAGUGGGACGUCAGAGGGAGCGUCGAACCUGGAGGGAGCCCGCGCCGUGGGGAAACCGUGGAAGUGUGGGGAAUGCGGGAAGGGGUUUCGAGUCCCCUCUGAGCUGGAGAUCCACCGGCGCGGUCACACCGGGGAGAGGCCGUUCUCCUGCCCCGAGUCCGGCAAGGCCUUCAUUGGGUCCUCCAAGCUGCUGAGGCACCGGCGGGUCCACACCGGGGACAGGCCGUACCCCUGCCCCGAGUGUGGCAAGGCCCUUCACCCAGCUGUCCCACCUGCAGACGCACCGGCGCCUCCACACACCAGGGAGAGGCCUCUCACCUGCCCCGGGGGCGGCAAGGCCUUCAAUCGAUCGCCGACCCUGCGGACGCACAGGCGCCUUCCCAACGUGACCGCACGGAGUUGAAGUCUGCAGCGAAUCCCACCCAGGACUGGGGGGGGAUCGUGCCCGUGGGGGGGAUUGUGCCCCGUUCGAAGACAGUGGGUGAAGCGGGAAGGGAGCGAGGCUUCCUUUCUACCGGACUGGCCGCUCUCGCUCCCUUUGCUUCCCGUGGGACCGAUGCUGUUUGAGGCUGGGACUGCACGUUCCCCGGGCCAAAGAUCUGCAGGAGCUGAGGAAGUGCACUCCUUUCACACCGGAUGGAUAUGAGAAGAGCAGCUUUGCAGGUAGAGCUCCCCAACUGAGUACCAUGUGAAGGUCUGACAGAGCCCCUUGAUUCGUGGGACAGGAGAGACGUCCCUCUUUCAGUCCAGAAGGGGAAAAUUCUUUGAACGUUUUUGUCUGCUUCAGUAGGCUCUUAAAGUAUCAUCUUUACCUGAACCACAGGGGCACGUGCCUGAGCCAGUUUGCCCACUGUGGGGAAAGGAAGUCUCAGGAGGCAUUCUGCGCGCCAUGGAGAAACCGUGGAAGUGUGGGGAUUGCGGGAAAGGAUUCCACUAUCCCUCCAUGCUGGAGAUCCACCACCGUGUCCACACCGGGGAGCGGCCCUUCACCUGCUCCGUCUGCGGCAAGGGCUUCACCCAGUCGCCCCACCUGCUGUCCCACCAGCGGGUCCACACCGGGGAGCGGCCGUUCGCUUGCUCCGAGUGCGGGAAGGACUUCAGCGAAUCGUCCAGCCUGCUCAAGCACCAGCGGGUCCACACCGGGGAGCGGCCCUUCACCUGCUCGGUGUGCGGCAAGGGCUUCCCUCAUUCGUCCACCCUGCUCAAGCACCGGCAGGUCCACACCGGGGAGCGGCCCUUCACCUGCACCGUCUGCGGCAAGGGCUUCCCUCACUCGUCCAGCCUGCUCAAGCACCAGCAGGUCCACACCGGGGAGCGGCCCUUCACCUGCACCGUCUGCGGCAAGGGCUUCACCCGCUCAUCGCACCUGCUGACCCACCAGCGGGUCCACACCGGGGAGAGGCCGUUCAGCUGCUCCGUCUGUGGCAAGAGCUUCUCUCACUGGUCCAGCCUGCUGCGGCACCAGCAGGUCCACACCGCGGAGCGGUCCUUCAUCUGCUCCGUCUGCGGCAAGGGCUUCUCUCACUCGUCCAGCCUGCUGCGGCACCAGCAGGUCCACACCGGGGAGAAACCGUGGAAGUGUGAUAACUGUGGGAGAGGCUUCCGUACUCCGUCUGACCUGGAGAUUCAUCAGCGCGUCCACACGGGGGAGAGGCCGUUCUCCUGUCCUAAGUGCGGGAAGGGCUUUACCCAGGUCUCUGCCCUGCUUAGGCACCAGCGGAUCCACACGGGGGAGAGGCCUUUCAGUUGCCCCGAGUGUGGGAAGGCCUUCAGCAAUUCCUCCACCUUGCAGACCCACCGACGAGUCCAUACGGGAGAAGGGCCCUUCAGCUGUCCCGAGUGUGGGAAGGCCUUCAGCUAUUCCUACCACCUGCUGAGGCACCAGCGGGUCCACACGGGGGAGAGGCCUUUCAGCUGCCCCGAGUGUGGGAAGGCCUUCAGCAAUUCCUCCACCUUGCUGACCCACCGGCGAAUCCAUACGGGAGAGAGGCCCUUCAGUUGUCCUGAGUGCGGGAAGGCCUUCAGCAAUUCCUCCACCUUGCUGACCCACCGGCGAGUCCAUACGGGAGAAGAGCCCUUCAACUGUCCCGAGUGUGGGAAGGCCUUCAGCUAUUCCUCCCACCUGCUGAGGCACCAGCGGAUCCACACGGGGGAGAGGCCUUUCACUUGCCCCGAGUGUGGGAAGGCCUUCAGCAAUUCCUUCACCUUGCUGACCCACCGGCGAGUCCAUACGGGAGAGCGGCCCUUCAGUUGUCCUGAGUGCGGGAAGGCCUUCAGUUAUUCCUCCGCCCUGCUGAGGCACCAGCGGGUCCACACAGGGGAGAAGCCCUUCAGCUGUCCUGAGUGUGGGAAGGCCUUCACCCGCUCCUCCAACCUCCGGAACCACCAGCGACUUCAUAUGCCAUCGCAGGGAUGGAGCCUGAAACAGUUAUACGGCCUGGAAAGACGAAUUCACGGCAGGGUGGGGCUGUACCCACGUUUGUGUGCAGCUGAAGUUUCGGUCAUGGAGAAACCCGAGGAAUCCCGCACUGUGAAGAAACCGUGGAAGUGUGGCGACUGUGGGAAAGGCUUCUGUGCCCCGUCUGCUCUGGAGACUCAUCGGCGCAGUCACACCGGUGAGAGGCCCUUCAGCUGCCCCGAGUGCAGGAAGGGCUUUACCCAGGCAUCUGCCCUGCUGACCCACCGGCGGAUCCACACGGGGGAGAGACCUUUCAGCUGCCCUGAGUGUGGGAAGGUCUUCAGCAAUUCCUUUGCCCUGCUGAGGCACCAGCGAAUCCACAAGGGGGAGAGACCACUCUCCUGCCCCGAGUGCGGGAAGGCCUUCAGUGAUUCCUCCCACCUUCUGACACACCGGCGGGUCCACACAGGGGAAAGGCCCUUCAGUUGCUCCGAGUGCAGGAAGGCCUUUACCCAGGCCUCUGCCCUGCUGAUCCACCAGCGGCUCCACACAGGGGAGCGGCCCUUCAGCUGCCCAGAGUGCGGUAAAGGCUUCAGCGAUUCCUCCACCCUGCAGACCCACCAGCGGGUCCACACGGGGGAGAGGCCCUUCAGCUGUUGUGAAUGUGGGAAGUGCUUUACCCAGGCCUCUGCCCGGCUGAGACACCAGCGGUCCCACACCGGGGAGAGGCCCUUCAGGUGCCCCAAGUGUGGGAAGGGCUUUGCCCGGGCCUCCAACCUCCAGACCCACCAGCGGAUCCACACGGGGGAGAGGCCCUUUAGUUGUCCUGAGUGCGGGAAGUGCUUUACCCAGGCCAUCACACUUCAGAAACACCAGCAGGUCCACAUGGGGGAGAGGCCCUUCAGUUGCCCCAGGUGCAGUAAGGUGUUCACCUGCUCCUCCCAGCUGCAGAGGCACCAGCAAGUUCACGUGCCAUAGCAGGGGCAUUGAAGGAGUGACGCCUGAGUGCCAUUAUCGACUGGAAUAUUCAUCCAGUUCCAGGGCCUCCCGGGUUCGGAUCCUGCCGUGGCAGAUGGUGAAAUUGGAAUUCAGUCAGUAAUCUAGAGUUCCAAGUCUAACGAUGAAGCCAUUUUUUGGGGGGGGGGCGGGGGAGGAGUUAGGGUGGGGUGGUGGUGAAGGGCGAUAAAACCCCCAUCUGAUUCACUCACGUCAUUUUUCGGGAAGGAAACUACCGUUGUGGGAAAGGAUUCACUCAGUUGUCCCAGCAGCAUCCUUUACCCUUUCUGGCCUAUGGUUGGCUCCACACUGCACCCCCCCGUUCUCUCCACCACUGGGCCCCUCCCUCUCCCCAGCAAAUGAACAGGGAGAAACCUACUUGGAUACAGAGUAUACGUUGAAAUUGCUGAAUGAGGCAAUACUUCCUACAGGCUAAGAAAGGGCGUGUGUGCGCUUUGACUUUGAGCUGUUUUUAAAUAAAAAGCUACUUUUUCUACGCCUUUUUUCUGGGGACAUUCUGAAGCUGUAACAAAGUUGGGUCACAAUAAAGGG